GUUUGAUCGGAGCUAAUUCACGUUUAAGGCUUCAAUCGGACGGUUUGAAUAAGUGACAAUUGGUGGUAUAAAGGCACCUGCCAGUAGAUUGGCUCGGAUUAGUUGAAAUCUGCAGGUCGCGGGAUUGAUUUGCGGAAAGCUGGAGUGAUAAGUGUGGUUGUGCUUUAAACAGUUGGAGCCGGGAGAAAGCCGGUGAAAUGAAGAUCUUUGUCGUUGGACUGGUAGUGGUGCUGUGCUGUGGGAGUGGUUAUGCUCGACUAGCCCCCGUCCUGACGGCCUGCUCCAGCGGCGACCCCGACUUCGAGAAGUGCGUCAAAGCCGUUGUGGAGCGCAUCCGGCCGGCCAUCGCCGCCGGCAACUACGGCGAGGGCCAACCAAAGGCACCCCCGCUGGAGCCCAUCUCGAUCGACCAGAUGGCGAUCGACCGGGGGGCCGGAUUCCGCUGCAAGCUGUCCGACGUGAAGAUCGCAGGAGCCGGCGACUUUACAAUGCGCCGCGUCAAGCUUAACAAGGGCGAGAAGAUGUUCAACGUGAGCGUGCGGAUUCCGACCAUGCUCGUGAAGGGUCAGUACGAGCUGGAUAUGCAAAUUCUGGUGCUGAAAAUUUCCGGCCGGGGCGAUUUCAGCCUGGAUCUAAAUAACACCCUGUGCAACAUGCAGCUGAAGUACUUCUUCAAGGACGACUCCACCGUCCAGUUUCAGCCGAUCGCGGUGAAGCUCAAGUUCGACAAGGCCCGCUUCCAGCUGCAGAACCUGUUCAACGGGGAUCCGACGCUGGGACGGGUCGGCAACGAGGCCAUCAACCAGGAUCCGCACGUGCUGCUGGGCGAGGUGAAGCCGGCCUUCGAGGAGAGUUUGGGCAAAUACUUUACCGAUAUUGCCAACGCGGCCGUCGCCGGGGCCAGCGAGCAGGAAAUACUGCCACCGUGAAGGUGUGUGGGUAAGGGAGAGUAUAGGUUUUGAAAAGAUGAAAUACCAAAAAUGUUAGAAAAGAGAAUAAACAUUAUUUAUUAAGCUG
Culex quinquefasciatus (southern house mosquito) is the source of this 1017-nucleotide messenger RNA. RefSeq lists its product as uncharacterized. The record is from RefSeq and is a predicted model, not a curated record. NCBI's taxonomy places the organism in Eukaryota, Metazoa, Arthropoda, Insecta, Diptera, Culicidae. The transcript is spliced from 4 exons. Bases 198 to 929 code for a protein of 243 amino acids.